AUGACGAGGUAACAGUGGGGAAGUUCUAUGCCACAUUCCUGAUACAGGACUACUUCAGGAAGUUCAAGAGGCGCAAAGAGCAAGGUCUUGUAGGAAGGCGCUCGUGGGAAAAGCUGAACACAACCAUGGCUCUUCAGGCUGGCCUGCGCACGCUGCAUGACAUCGGACCAGAGAUCCGUCGAGCCAUAUCAUGUGACCUGCAAGGGGCGGGGCUAGUAGAGGCUGAUGGAGAGGAAGAAGAGGAUAUAUACAGGCGUAAUGGAGGCCUUUUUGGUAACCAUGUCAACCACGUGGGUGCAGAUCAGCAAGGCUACUCUCACCCGACCACCGCCACCCAGCGGCCGCUACAGAUCCUGCCCUUUUCCUGCGGGGGCUCCACCGGGCCAACCCAAACAGGCAGGAGGGCCAGCGAGGGCGACGCAGGAGAGGAGACAGAGAUGAACUCUUCACCUAUCCAGUACAACCAUCAUUAUCACUCCCCCCAUCCAUAUAAUAACCCCCACUGUAUUCCCACCUGCCAUCAAUCACCAAUCCCCUCCAACGCCAACCUCAACAACGCCAACGUGCCCUCGCUUCUCUCCACGUCCAAUGGGAGGCAGCAGAAGUGUUUGUUAGGGCGAGACCGUCCGUCCUCUGCCAAAAACCGGUCAUCAGUGUCCACCUACAGCAGAGGAGUACACAACAAGCUUUGGAAGUCACACUCCACAAGGACACGCUACUAUGAGGCCUACAUUAGGUCAGAGAGCAGCAGUGGGCUCUACCCCACCAUUCGCCGAGAGGAGUCAGGGGGCGGAGACAGCGAUGAAGAGCGAGGCUCGGGAGAGUACUUCAGUGGGGAGGAGUUUCAGGAAGACGACAUCAUGGUCACAAAGGACAGAUUGUUCAACAGGGACCAGCGUGAUGCAGAGGCAGACCUUGACCACAUGGUUUCCAGGGGCGACCAACAGCCUGAUGGUUACUUUGACGAUGACCAACAGCCGAUCUACCAAGACGAAAGGCGGUCACCCAGGAGAUGGCUCUUACCCUCGCCUCAAGCCUGCACAAGACCAACAUUCAGUUUUGAGUGUCUUCGUAGAAGAAGUAGUCAGGAUGAUGCUCCUCUCUCUCCAUCCUGCACAGCUCUUCCACUGCACCUUGUACAUCAACAGGUGAUGGCGGUGGCCGGUCUCGAUGCCAGCAGAAUUCACCGCCGGUCUCCGACGCGAUCGCUCCGCUCCUGGGUCACGCCUCCUACCUCGCCCAUCAACAGGGACUGCUCGCCCUGCUACACACCUCUCAUACAGGUGGACUGGCGUAGUCACGGCAGCGUGGGUAGCCUCCCCGGAGCGGUGAAGAGGAGUUUGUGGUAUACAGACGGCCAUGACGGUCCUCCCAGCCGCAGUCACUCUCCGUCCCGCCUGCAGCUGCCCGCAGAGUGCCGCUCUCACUUCCAGCAGAAUAGAGGAAGCGCUAUCAGUGUGGUGGAGGCUGUGUUGAUCUCCGAGGGUCUUGGGAAAUAUGCCAAGGACCCCAAGUUUGUGACAGCGACCACAAACGAAAUCGCAGACGCCUGCGAGAUGACCAUCGAUGAGAUGGAGAGCGCCGCCAGUAACCUGCUGAAUGGCAGUAUAGGUAGCUGCAGCACAGGGGCCACGGGCAGCGAGGGCUCGGACUCGCAGGCCGCCUCGCAGCUCAGAGACAGCAGCAUCCGGGACUACAGCGAUGAGGAGCCCUGCGUGGCUCUGAAAUGUGAAGAGGACCUAACAGAUGAGAUGAUAUGCAUCACAUCCCUAUAGCAGCUGCUCACAUGGGAUUAUUUAGGUUUUUUCAAUUGAAUUUCUACAACUAAUCCACAGUGAGGGGAAUUUCUCAGUUCAGGAGCAUCCUGGGGAAAAUGUUAAAUAUGGGGGGAUAAGAGAACAAAGUGCCUUGUUUUCUCUUUCUGUGGAGUGGAGACGCAGAGAGGAACAGAUGGUUGUAUGGGAGAGCUGAGAUUCAACAUAUUGAAGCCAGAGAGACUCAAUCUUUUCACCGGCCUGCCGGUCAUUCAGCAGGAACUCGGGAUACUCCUUAAGGUGUUUUAUUUUGUUAUUUUCUUCAUUAUUAACGGUGGUUUGAAACAACAGAAUAACCUGCCAGCCUCGCAAAGCCAGCCCAAAGCUCAUAAGUUAGUUUUCCCAAAAACAUACUUUGAGAAAGAGCUGCACACCUUGGUAAAAUACUGGAAGUUAAUGUACUUGGUUAUUCAUAUUAUUUGUUUUGCCUCUGUACUACAGUGCAUUGUUUUUCAAAUUAAACAGCAACAUUGAUGGCUUUAAUUUGAGGAGUUUGCAUAUUGAGUGAACAAUAGCGGGAUUGUUCUGAUGCGUAAUCCAAAAGUUGUGGGAACAUGUUUAAAACAAGAACAGCUUUCCUACAACAUAAAACUGUGUCACACUGAUGUUUGAAAGAGUAACGCUGGCUUUGCGAAGCUGCUUUUGUCCUGCUGCAAAAUGUCUUGUCCUGAGUCCUUGUUUUCAGAUGGGUGUUUCAUGUCAUGUAUAUAACGUGUGAUUUUAUAAAAAAAUAACCUUUAGUGGUCACGAUAAGAGACCCUGGUUAUUCACAUUCUAGAUUACAUUCUGGCCUCCUACGUCUUGAAUUACCACAUAAAAGUUGAAUAAAACAAAUUAUAUUUUUAUUUUGUUAAUUUAUUUCAGCUAUUGUUACUGCAGAGCUACACUCAGGCUGAUCUGAGUCCAGAUGUUUCAGGGUUAAGCAUUGCUCGUCUCGGUACUUGAAAAGGAGAUCACAUAUCACAGAAUAAAGACUUUGUCCCCAGGCAUAUCCUUCUGUUUCACACGUGCACAAUGAUCUGAAACACAGAAACUGUGUGUAUAUAAUACUCUUCGCCCUUUACAGCAACAGAGAAUUAAUGUUACCGCAUUUUAGUUGCUUAAAUACUUUAAACAC
Messenger RNA from Notothenia coriiceps (black rockcod), 2931 nucleotides. Its product is annotated as voltage-dependent L-type calcium channel subunit alpha-1D-like. The record is from RefSeq and is a predicted model, not a curated record. NCBI's taxonomy places the organism in Eukaryota, Metazoa, Chordata, Actinopteri, Perciformes, Nototheniidae. The annotation marks the transcript as partial. The transcript has 10 exons.